AUGAGCAUUUUCAUUGUCAAAAUACUGAUCACUGGAAGCCUACCAACUCUUAUUGAUCAGAGCUUUUUCAUUCUACUUGGCUUGCACCUCUCUACUUUCUUUUAUUUUCACUCGAGGCAUGGAAAGAAUUUCUUAAACAAAAUAAUGAAGAGCGACACUCGUUUGGUUUUGCAAGAAACUUUCAAGGGCUAUGGCAAAGGCAUUAGUCUAUUAUCAUCCAUAAAUUAAGGCUUUAAGUUUGAGACUAACGCCAUCUACUUCAUCUUUGUAAUAGUGAUAAGAUGCUUAGCUUCAUCUUCAUUCAAGUUGCUAUUUUUAUCUAAAAUAGUGAAAAAGAAGGCCUUUAAGCUGAAAAAGACCAAGGUAAACUUCAUCUUUAAUGCCGUACCGACCAUCUGCAUAUAUAUUACACUACUCUUUGUAAGAAAUUGCUUGCCCACUAGCUUUCAUAAGUGCCUUGAGGAUAACAUCACCUUCUUCUUUAUCACAUUUAUGGCUAUCAGCAGACUUAUCCGUAGCUUUUGGAAAGUCCUGAACAUGAGAAAGCGCAAGGACAAGAAAAAAAUUAAGAAGCAACAAAAGAAGCUCCUCAAGAAAAAGCAGAAAGAGCAACUCAAGUUAAUUGAAUCACAAAUUGAGAUCAGUAAGGCUCAAGAGGCUCCUCUAAUAAAGUUACAGAAGCAAGAAAGUGAUGAUUAGCUAGGCUCUGCAACUACUGAGGCUGAUACACCUAUGAUAUCUGAGGAUGAUAAGAAGGGAAAUAAUGAUGAAAGUAAUAAUAUUGAGGAACUUGAGUUUUCACAUCUUUCCCCACAUAGAAAUUCUAGUCAUAACACCGUGCAUAAUAGAAAAUCAAAUAAGCGAUCAACGACAGAUUAGAGUAAUUCUGAUGAAAUCAAUGAAUUCGAUGAAUACUUAGGUUACCCUGUAAAUAAUACUACUACUAAGACUGGCUACUCUAACUCCUCCUCCUUUACUGAUAAACAUCAGAAAUCUAAGAUUGAAUGA
Molecule: messenger RNA, 1008 nt
Organism: Stylonychia lemnae
Lineage: Eukaryota; Ciliophora; Spirotrichea; Sporadotrichida; Oxytrichidae
Source: the annotation of a GenBank genome assembly